Molecule: messenger RNA, 1473 nt
Organism: Colias croceus (clouded yellow)
Lineage: Eukaryota; Metazoa; Arthropoda; Insecta; Lepidoptera; Pieridae
Gene: Mpp6
Product: M-phase phosphoprotein 6
Exons: 1
Coding region: 165-566 (133 amino acids)
Biological process (GO): maturation of 5.8S rRNA
Source: RefSeq, a predicted model, not a curated record
ACAGAAUUGAGAAUUUAGGACUGUUUGGGUAAUAGCACGUUUAUUUUACAGAAUUCACGUUUCUAUCUAAAAAAGAGUGUCGAAUUGUCUAUAUUAUAAGUAUUUCUUCUAAAUUUAGGAAACUUAAAUCGGACCGGUCACAUUAAAUAAGUAUUUUUAAUAAAAUGGCACCAAUUAAAAGACCAACAUUACCAAAAUCUGUAUUAGACAUGAAAUUUAUGAAAAAGACUAAGGAGAGAUUACAAAAAGAGUUGGAAAACGUUGAAGAUCACGAGAGUUUAUACGCGAACGUAAUUACAAAUGAAAUGAAGCAUGCCUCUGGGAAUUAUAUUGCUGAAUCAAGUUUUAUAUUUUGCGAGGAUCUUUUAGAGGGAAGGUUAUCCUUUAAAGGUAUGAAUCCAGAAAUAGAAAGACUCAUGGAGCUUGAGAAAAAGCCUGAUAUUAAUGAUGAGGAGGACAUGAAAAAAGAUGUAUCUGAUGAACUUUUGGCUAACAAAAUGAAUAAAUUUAAUAGAAAAAGGAAUUCAAGUCCCAGUAAAUACAGUAUCAUAAAGAAGAAAAGGUAAACGAUAAAAUGGUAAUUUGAAACCAUUUAUUACCUAUUGGUAUAGCUGAAUAUAUUUAUGACUAAUCUUCAUCUUGUUGAAUGUGAGGUGUUUUAAUUUAUUUAGUUAACCCCACAACAUGAUGGAUAAAGAAAUAAAAUGCCUUAUAAGUUAUAAUUAUUUUAUUACAUCAUAAUGUUAUAUACAAAGUAUAUCAGUCUAUUUUAAAAUAAUUUAUAGGAAAAAAUCUCAUGCAUGAUUGAUAACAUAGAAAAAGUUGAGACACUUUAAAUAAACUUGAAAUUUAAAUUUUAUGUAAUUUACAUUAGAACUGAAAAAUGAUGUAUAAAAAUCUUAAUAUUUGUAAAUUAAGUACUGAUCAUGUUUUAUCCAGCUGUAUAAUUGAGUUAGUUAUUAAUAGUUAGUUAAUUUGACUGUUAGAUCUAGUAUUAUAGUUGAGCAUCUAGUCUUGUACUCUGUUCAGGAAGCCAGUACAGCAAACUUACUUACACAUCAUGUUGACCGAUAGGUGAAUAUACAAUGUUCACAAUGUUAGUAAAAUAGGUGGGUUUGUGCAAGUCACACUAUUCAGAUUCCAUUUGCUAGCUUGCCUUCCUGAGCAGAGUAUAGGCACAUUAAGGUUUUGUUAUUACAGCUCUGAGACUAUUUUUACUCUACUAUAAAUUUGAUUUCCUUUGACAUAUAGUUCAUAUUUGCAAUGCAAAUUGCUUAAACAUUAGUUUUAACUUUUAAGAAUAGCUUAACAUAUUUCCCAAAAAAACUGAGUUACUUGAAAAUUUGUAAUGCUAGUUACUUGGUAUUUAGUAAUAAGCUUCUAUUGUAUGAAACUAUUUAAUUUUAAUACUUUUAAGUUAAAAGUUAUUGUAAAAACAUAUAUAAAAGUGUUUAAUAAACAUUACAUUUUAAA